AUGAAGGACGAAAAGCCAAAGAAGAAGGUGUUGUUUAAGUCAGGACCUAAUGGGCCAGUGUACAGGAUUCCCUCACUCCUCUACAUAGAACAGGAGAAGAAGAAGACGUUCCUGGCCUUCGCAGAGAGACGCAAGAAUGCAGAUGAUGCCAGCGCUGAAUACCUGGUCAUGAGGAAAGGGGUCUGGGAAAAUGGAUCAGUCAAGUGGGGAAAAGUGGAAGAGUUAAAAGGAAUUGGAAUGAAGAACAAUCGCACCAUGAACCCCUGUCCUGUUUAUGAUAAGGAAACCAAAGAGCUGUUUUUGUUCUUUAACUGCAUCCCAGAGGGGGUGUCGGAGAGUGAUAUGAAAACGUGGGGGAAUCAGUCGAAGAUGUGUUAUGUCACAAGCAGGGAUUAUGGGAAAACCUGGAGCCGUGUGAAAAAUAUCACUGGUGCCACCAUCGACAUCAACAAACUGGCGACUGUUUUUGUGGCACCGGGACACGGCAUUCAGACACGGCAUUUAGAGUGCUGGGAUCUCAUUAUUCCUGCCUAUGUCUAUGUUGCAGGCAGCUGGGAUACACAGUUGAAGGGUGUAAAAGCGCAUUCAUUUUACCUUUACAGCAAAGACCAUGGCAACAGCUGGCGGGUAUCCGAGCGUAUUAUUUGCUAUGAGACUGGCGAAUGUGAGCUGGCGGAAAUAACUGGUAACCAUGGCGAACUGAUGCUUUAUUGUAACGCUCGAUCCACAUGCGGCAAAAGGAUAGAAGCGCAAGCGGAGAUAGGGGGGACAUUUGCCAGCGCUAAUGAAAGCACCACGCUCCCUGAGUAUGGAGGGGGGUGUAUGGGAAGUGUUGUGAGUUUCCCUGGGAAAGGGCAGGAGGGAACCCACCGGCUUCUCUACUCACAUCCGACCAAGGAAGAACGAAAUGACCUGGGAAUAUACCUCAACAGAAUGGAUAGUAAGCCAUGGUCUGACCCAAAGAUCAUUUACGAAGGCCCAAGCGCCUACUCUGAUCUCGCCUACUGCCAGGGUACCGAUACCGUCGCCAUCUUGUUUGAGUGCGGGAAGAAAACUCCGUAUGAGGAAAUCGGUUUCUGCUCGUUACCACUUAACGAUGUCCUGUCUGCCUGUAGCACCACCGCGGUGUAGAAUUUCCUCUUCCUGCUCAUUGACUUUUCCAAAAUUCCCCUCCAUAUUAUCCGUCACAAACAUGGACAGGUUUCAAAAUGCCAUCUGCUGAUGCCCGGUGUUCCCCAGGGCACGGGGUAUGGGCAAGUGAAGCCGCAGCUCCUCUCUAUUUUCUGCUGUUCGGAUGAUUCGGACUGCUGACCUGAAUGAUUGGGAACAAUAGAAAGGCGGCCAUUUUGCUUAUGGAGGGUGCGGCUUCCUUUAAAGGGGCUGUCCUGAGAUUAUUCUGAGAUCAUUUGAAACUGGUCUUCGUUUUUUAUUAUUUCUGCUAUUAUUUUUUUCACUGUUAUUUCUGCAACUCUGCAGUUUGGCGUUUCGGCAACUAUCUGGUUGCUAGGGCUCAAAUGACCUUAGUAACCAGGGAAUGGUUUGAAUGAGAGGCUGAUAUAUUUAUAGGAGAGGGCCUAAAUAGAAAAAUCAGUAAUAAAAAGUAAGAAUACCAAUAAAAUCAUA
Xenopus tropicalis (tropical clawed frog) is the source of this 1623-nucleotide messenger RNA. RefSeq names its product neuraminidase 3 (membrane sialidase) gene 2 (gene neu3.2). The record is from RefSeq and is a predicted model, not a curated record. The transcript is spliced from 2 exons. Lineage: Eukaryota; Metazoa; Chordata; Amphibia; Anura; Pipidae. Gene Ontology annotation, molecular function: exo-alpha-sialidase activity. The coding region runs from base 1 to 1131 and encodes 376 amino acids.